AUGGGAAACCCAAAUCUUAUCAGGGGCCCUGGGGAGGAUCUGGGUCCCGACGCUGAUGUCUCGGCCCCGGACCGUCAACAAGAGGAGACCACUACAGACCCGGCAGCAAAGAGUGCCGAGGCGCAGAGAAUUCCUAAGAAACGCACCAAAACGGGAUGUCUAACCUGUCGGCAGCGACGCAUCAAGUGCGGGGAGGAGAAGCCUAUAUGUAACAACUGUGUUAAAUCUAAGCGAGAAUGUAAGGGAUAUGCUCAGCGCUUGGUCUUUAUGAACCCACUUGGAGUUUCCAAUCCCUCGAACACACAGGUGGCACACACCCAACUGCCGCCAGCACCUGCCAACCUACCACUCCCGAGCGGCUACGAUGCUCCCGUAUUCUCUCAACAGAGACCAGCCGGCUCACACCGUCCUGUAUUGGCUCCGAGGCCAAUUCCACUCCCUACAUUAGAGCAGGCGCAUUUACCUGCAGCUACUCCAUCGCAAUACGGAGAAUACCAGGAGGCUGACGCUCUGCCCUUGUAUUAUCAUCCUAUUCAUGGCCAGGGUCCAUCCGUAUCUGACUCUUCGACUGUGCAACGAGCACCGAUCCCUGCGGCAGAUUAUCACAAACCACCGCAAGAGUUAACAACCACCUUCGAUGGAACUUACCAACAGCACCCAACGGGGGCUAAUAUACAGAAUCAUUCUGCACAGCAUCACCUUAGGGGAAGUCAAAGCACCAGUGGCUGGGUUGCUUCCUAUGGUACUAAUAACCCGUAUGAUGAGUAUCUCAGAAACCAUGUCGCGGCACCAAGUGCUCCUGAGUUUUCACAGAUCCCAGGUGUCGCAUCACAACUAGGCUUUCCACACUCGGGGACAAGUCGACCCCAACAACAACCACAUAGUUACCAAUCAGCAUCUACACCACUUUCACCGUCCCAGUAUGAUGACGAAGGUGAUGAUUACUACGACGUCGGGUCUGAUGAAGAACUGGAAGAUCCAACUACUGCUGAAAACUUCAACCAGCUUAGCCUGAUCAUGGCCUCUGCGAACCGGGAUCAAAGACAGCUCCGUUCGUUUACGACCUAUUUGAACGAGCCCAAUCUCCUCGCUUCGUAUCAUCCCACUCUUGGCUCUUCGCCUUUGAAUAACCCCAAAACCGCGCGAAUAUUUCUGCAUUUUAUCCACUCUACGGGGCCUACUUUGUCAGUCUUUGAGAGGCACCCGGUCGAUCCUUCCACUAUGUUUGGCGCACCCGUGUCGCCGGCGCAGCAAGGUUUGUGGACAUACACUUUACCUUUCAAAGCAUUGGAGCAUCAAGCCUUGCUGCAAACCAUCCUUGCCGUCAGUAGCUUGCACAUCGCGUACCUACAACAAGCUCCGCCGACGCUCUCUUUAAGACACUAUCAUUUUGCACUCAAAAGGGUUGGUGUGGCCGUGGGAUUACCCACGCGUCGUAAGCAAGUUGGAACUCUGGCCGCCGCACUGCUCCUAGCAUACUAUGAGGUCAUGAAUGCGGAACAUUACCGGUGGAAUAGCCACAUCGCUGGCUCCGCCCAGUUGAUACGCGAGAUUGAUUUCGCCGGCCUAACACGGGACCUUCGUGCGCAUCGACGCAGGGUAAAGGCACAACGAAAGCUAAGGGGCCCGGGGUUAUCGUUUCAGCAAGCGUAUUUGUUCGGAAGCGCCGCAAACGACGACGACCCAUUCUGCGAGAAAGAGAGUAGCAUCAAUGAGGACCUAAUAGGAUCGUUUGUCGGUCGAGCUGUCAAUUACGAUGAAUUCGGGCAAGUCGAAGAGGGCCCAGGAAAAUCUCGUCAGAAACACUUCACUCGGAAAGAUAUCGAAGCCUUUCGGAUUCAAUGUGAUCUCUAUUGGUGGUAUUGUAAGCAAGAUAUGCUGCAGAGCCUUAUCAGUGGCAGUGGACUGUUUCUGCCGUUUUCUCAAUGGAAUCAAUGUCCACCUCGUGCAGGUAUCGGUCGCUUGGAUGCUGUUUAUGGCUCGGCAGAUCACUUGUGGCUUCUGCUGGGUCGAUUGACCGACUUCGGGCGUCGCGAUAGGAAGAGAAAGUUGAAAGCCACUAGGGCUACUGGGACUGACUGGAAACCUGAUGCCGGGCUCUUCAACUUCAUGGCUAGAUUUGCUGCGGCACCCCCUGGUAUGCAAAGGGGACCUCCCCCAAAUGCUCCAUCGGGCACUCCUGCCGCUGGUGCUCCUCCUCGUGCUCCUCCCGGUUCGUGUGAAUCUCGUGCCCAACCCGCCAACAUCACCACCGCCCGGCCUGGCCAGCACCGUGGAGGAAGCCCGGAAAGCGGAGGUCCUCCCAUGUACGGCAUGGUCCCAUCUAGCGGGCCGAGACACAUUCCUGCUGCUUUCGCCGACACGGCAGCUCGACCUGACCACCCCACUCAAGGGGUGGAGGAUGACGAGUCUGGGUCGUAUGGCGAGGCCGAAUCCGAGUGGGAGAGCAUUCUGGCCGCGUUCGACACCUUUGCGAAAGCGAUAGGCCCCCAUUUCAUGCCGCUACCGUCCGACAGUGCUCCACCGAUCUCCACCCCGUUCGGUCCAGCCCUUCAGUACCGCACGCAAACGAUUGCGGUAGUGUGGGGAUUCUACUAUACGGGCCUCAUGCUUCUGUAUCGACUGCACCCAUGCAUGCCGCCUGCAAUGAUGGUUGCAGCGGGCGUAGCGGCGCCUGCAACUGCCAAGUACGCGCAGAUCGUCGGACAGGUCGCGGCCGGCAUUUACUAUCCACAGAUUCUCAAUAGCGAAGUAGGUCGUCUGAGUCCUACUCUCGGUUCCUGCCUGAUCGAGAUGACCGUGCCUCUCUUCUUCGCCGGCGUACAAUACAUGGAGGCCGCCCAUCGGCAGUGGAUCGUCACUACGCUCCACAAGGUUUCCCGUCUAACCGGGUGGAAGUCGUCCGACGCCGUGGCCAACGGAUGUGAACACGCAUGGACGAUGGCCGCGAAACAGGGACGAGGUCCCCCGUACCAGCGCCGAGACCAGAGCUCCUACGAGCCUUCCCCAAUCUGGACGCACGAGCAAGCAAACGACAACCCGGAGAGGCGAUUUGUCACGCUCCCGGAACCCGUUCGGUCUAAUUGGGCGAUGGGGAUUCUAAGUCUAGAAGACGAUCUGCUAAAUUUGGAGAUAGCAGAUCGAAUGUAA
Aspergillus melleus is the source of this 3150-nucleotide messenger RNA. Its product is annotated as putative C6 finger domain protein. The record is from RefSeq and is a predicted model, not a curated record. Gene Ontology annotation, biological process: positive regulation of transcription by RNA polymerase II. Bases 1 to 3150 code for a protein of 1049 amino acids. Lineage: Eukaryota; Fungi; Ascomycota; Eurotiomycetes; Eurotiales; Aspergillaceae. Gene Ontology annotation, molecular function: zinc ion binding; transcription cis-regulatory region binding; DNA-binding transcription factor activity, RNA polymerase II-specific. Gene Ontology annotation, cellular component: nucleus. The transcript is spliced from 4 exons.